AUGGAGGCGCCGCCGGCGGAGCCCAUGCCGGGCUACGAGGAGCUGGUGCGGCGCAGCUACCGGAGCCUGGCCGGGGCGCUGCGGGGCUGCAGCGACUGCGGCUGGGAGCUGUCCCGCCGGACGUGGGCCGAGAACGCCCGGCUGGCCUGGAGCGAGCCGCUGCUUUGUCUGGUCUGCGCCGUCGGCUGGACCGUCGCCCGCCGGGCGGCCUCCCGGGGCCUCUUUCGGCCGUUUGCAGAAUGGUGUCAGCUGGAACCGAAGGACGCCGCCAAAGUGCCAGAGAGUAUCUGGAAGCUCCUGUACUACCUGUUCUCUUGGUCCUACAGCUCUUACCUGCUCUUCUUCGCCAGCUACCCCUUUUUCUACGACCCGCCAUCCGUCUUCUACGAUUGGAGGAAGGGCAUGGAAGUGCCGACAGACAUCGCCGUAGCCUACCUGAUCCAGUGCAGCUUCUAUUGCCACUCCAUCUACGCCUCCCUCUACAUGGACGUCUGGCGCAAGGACUCGGUCGUGAUGCUCAUCCACCAUGUGGUCACCCUGGUCCUCAUCGCCCUCUCCUAUGUCUUCAGGUACCACAACGUGGGCAUCCUUGUGCUCUUCCUUCAUGACAUCACUGACGUUCAGCUGGAGUUCACCAAGCUCAACGUUUACUUCAAGUAUCGCGGCGGGGUCUACCACCCUUGGAACGACUUCAUCUCAAACAUGGGUUGCAUCUCCUUCAGCAUCAGCUGGUUCUGGUUCCGCCUCUACUGGUUCCCCCUCAAGGUGCUGUACGCCACCUGCCACUCCAGCCUCCGCUCUGUGCCUAACAUCCCUUUCUACUUCUUCUUCAACGCUUUGCUCUUCAUCCUGACGCUGAUGAAUCUCUAUUGGUUUACGUACAUCAUCCUCUUUGUGGUCAAGGUUUUGAUGGGGCAGGUGCAGGAGGUGAACGAUGUGCGAGAGUACGACAUCGUCGACACCGGGAGGAAAGCAGCAGCCCUCCGGAAGAACGACGGGAAGCUGCACAGCACCCCCUCCUGGAAGGAAAGGAAACACCUCAUGAACGGGAUCGUGAAGGACAAACGCCUUUGAGGGGAAAACCAAUGCGCCCGGGGAAGGACCUGCCCGGCCCUGCAGCUCCACCCGCCCCCUCCUUCGCUCGAACCCCAGCCCGUUUGGAGAGCUUCCAGCAUGGUCCCGCCCCUCAUCUGAUACGGAACGCUGGAAGAAGCGGCCUCAGCCCACGCUCGGCCGGGGUUCUGUCAACAGCUGCCAGACGGACCCUUUUCUUUGCACUGGUCAAGUGGGAACAGGGUGUUUUUCUUUACAGAUGGGAGCGGACGGCGGGUUUGCCGUCUGCCCCAUACCUUCCCUACAGCGCUCGGGACGGCGUCGCAAACACCGGCCCUGCCCCCCUGGAUCCUUUGGUUAAGGACGGGCGUGAGACGGCAGAGGGGUGUUUCCUCUCCGCCGUCCCCUUUGAGCCCUGAUUGGCUGAGCGAAAUGAGAGGGAGGGCUGCCGUCGCUCCGGGAAACCAGUCGCCACGGAGAAUCGAUGAAGUUUGGGUCCCGUUGAAGAUGGAAGGAGGCCCUGCCGGACUUCUCCCUCUGUCUCUCUCUCUUUCUCUCUGUCCCCCUUUAUGUAUUUUUUGGGGGGGAUACGUCUUCUGCCCCAGCACCUGUUUGGAGGGAGGUGUUGUCUCCUCCCCUCUGCCCCCCCCGCUCCUCACACUUUGGAAUACCUGUGAACAGAUGAGAAUUGGGAAGAGCGACCACCCGGAGAAACAGCAGGCGCGUUCAGGAAAUUUGCUUUUAAAAAUGUUUU
Heteronotia binoei (common prickly gecko) is the source of this 1807-nucleotide messenger RNA. It is a transcript of the gene CERS1, whose product is annotated as ceramide synthase 1. Gene Ontology annotation, cellular component: membrane. Bases 1 to 1074 code for a protein of 357 amino acids. Lineage: Eukaryota; Metazoa; Chordata; Lepidosauria; Squamata; Gekkonidae. Gene Ontology annotation, molecular function: sphingosine N-acyltransferase activity. Gene Ontology annotation, biological process: ceramide biosynthetic process. The transcript has 7 exons. The record is from RefSeq and is a predicted model, not a curated record.